Molecule: messenger RNA, 125 nt
Organism: Cylicostephanus goldi
Lineage: Eukaryota; Metazoa; Nematoda; Chromadorea; Rhabditida; Strongylidae
Source: the annotation of a GenBank genome assembly
AUGACUGGUAGAUUCCGUGUUCCACCUGGCAACUACGUAAUCGUACCAUCAACGUUUGAACCUAAUGAAGAAGCCGAAUUUAUGCUUAGAGUGUACACAAAUGGAUUCAUUGAAUCAGAGUAAGU